UUUGGGGUUCCGAAAGCGGCCGGGAUGACGAGCAGCGUCAGGUACAAGAGCAGGGCGGUGAAAUCAGAGGAUGCAGAGGAAAAAGAGUAUGUCGGCUUCGCCACCCUCCCGAAUCAGGUUCACAGGAAGUCGGUCAAAAAAGGCUUCGAUUUCACACUCAUGGUGGCAGGGGAGUCUGGUCUUGGAAAGUCCACCCUGAUCAACAGCUUGUUCCUCACAGAUCUGUACAAGGACAGAAAACUACUCAACGCUGAAGAGCGCAUCAGUCAGACCGUGGAGAUCAUCAAACACACGGUUGACAUCGAGGAGAAGGGCAUUAAGCUGAAGCUGACCAUUGUAGACACACCAGGUUUUGGAGAUGCUGUCAAUAAUACAGAGACCUGGAAGGCCAUUACUGACUAUAUUGACCAGCAGUUUGAACAGUAUUUUCGGGACGAAAGCGGCUUGAACAGGAAGAACAUCCAGGAUAACCGUGUCCACUGCUGCUUGUACUUCAUCCCUCCAUUUGGACAUAGGCUGCGGCCUGUGGACGUGGAGUUUAUGAAAGCACUGCAGGACAAGGUGAACGUGGUUCCACUCAUUUCCAAGGCUGACUGUCUGACGCCAGCGGAGAUGAGGAAGAUGAAGGACAGGGUGAGGGAGGAGAUCGAGAAGUUUGGAAUCAAAGUGUACCAGUUUCCAGACUGUGAUUCCGAUGAGGACGAGGAGUUCAAGCAACAGGACCGAGAGCUAAAGGUCAGUAUUAUGACUCUGGAGAAUCAGUCCCAUUGUGAUUUUGUCAAGCUGAGGAACAUGUUGAUUCGCACACACAUGCACGACCUGAAAGACAUCACGUGUGACGUGCACUAUGAAAACUACAGGGCACAGUGCAUACAGCAAAUGACAAGCAAACUGACCCAGGAUAAUCGCGUGGAGAGCCCCAUCCCGAUACUACCACUGUCCACCCCGGAUGUAGAGACAGAAAAGCUGAUAAAGAUGAAGGAUGAAGAGUUGCGGAGGAUGCAGGAGAUGCUUCAAAAAAUGCAGCAGCAGAUGCACGAACAGGACCUGUGAACGCCGCCCUGAGCAAAAACCUCUGAUUUCAACUUGUCUGCACUUUUACAUAAGCAGACACAUAACACUUUAACAUCAUCACACUGAAGGAUUUUCAGUAGAUAAGCAAACAGAUGUAUUUGUAUGUCAAACACAACACAAACAUAUGAAUGCAUGUGUCGAGCACUACGGUUAAAAGGGUCACUUCACCUGAGCCUGAUAUCUAAAACCAGGCUCCAAGUUAAAAAAUUUGGCAACACUAAAAGUUGUUUUCACACUUUGUACAGUCCAUAUGAUGCUGUAUGACUGUUUCCAUGGCAAAGACUGCUGCUUUAUUCACAGUAGACAUGGCAAAUGUUCUGUCUUAUUCUAUUGUUUUUUGUUUGCUGUUUUUGUGAUCUGUUUCAA
Molecule: messenger RNA, 1440 nt
Organism: Sinocyclocheilus anshuiensis
Lineage: Eukaryota; Metazoa; Chordata; Actinopteri; Cypriniformes; Cyprinidae
Product: septin-5-like
Exons: 11
Coding region: 25-1053 (342 amino acids)
Molecular function (GO): GTP binding
Source: RefSeq, a predicted model, not a curated record